AUGGCUGGCCCAGCUCCAAACCUCCUCAGCUUUCAAGACACCGGCGCUCUGGCCAAGCAAUUACGGCCCUAUGUCCUCCGAAACCAGAACUCGGCCUUAAGUCGUCAUGACACUUUUCGCAUCGCAGUAUCCGGAGGCUCCCUGCCUGCUGUUCUCGCCAAAUCACUCCUUGUCCCUGGAGAUGGGAGCCCGGAGGAUACUGCCCAGUUUUCCAAGUGGGAGAUCUUCUUCGCGGACGAGCGCGCCGUCCCUCUCAACCACGAGGACAGCAACUAUCGCCUUUUGAAAGAUGAGCUGCUCAGCAAGAUUCCGUCGGAUCUGGGCUCCCCCAAAGUGCACCCAAUCGAUGAAGCCCAUGUCAACGACGAAGACCCCCAGGAGCUCGCGGAUUUGUACCAGGAAGACCUGAUGCGCUCUUUCGCCGCCAAGGACAGCGUGAAGCUACCUGUUUUCGACCUUAUUCUCCUCGGCUGUGGUCCGGAUGGUCACACUUGCAGUCUCUUCCCUGGACACGAAUUGCUGCGAGAGAAGGACUCAUGGGUGUCCGCGAUUAGCGACUCUCCGAAGCCGCCACCAAAGCGCAUCACCCUCACACUGCCUGUUGUUACGCACGCUGUGAACAUCGCCUUCAUCGCUACAGGCGGUGGCAAGAAAGAGAUCAUGAAACAGAUCUUUGAUGCUGAGGAAGGGAGGAGCCUUCCAUCCUCCCUCGUCAACCAGGGAGCAGGCGAGAAAGUCACCUGGUUUACCGAUCAUGCUGCUGUGGAAGGGGUCUCCUUCCCGAGACGGGGAAGCCUAUAA
Messenger RNA from Aspergillus puulaauensis, 801 nucleotides. It is a transcript of the gene SOL1, whose product is annotated as 6-phosphogluconolactonase. NCBI's taxonomy places the organism in Eukaryota, Fungi, Ascomycota, Eurotiomycetes, Eurotiales, Aspergillaceae. The transcript has a single exon. Gene Ontology annotation, biological process: pentose-phosphate shunt; carbohydrate metabolic process. The record is from RefSeq and is a predicted model, not a curated record. Bases 1 to 801 code for a protein of 266 amino acids. Gene Ontology annotation, molecular function: 6-phosphogluconolactonase activity.